Molecule: messenger RNA, 5880 nt
Organism: Hyaena hyaena (striped hyena)
Lineage: Eukaryota; Metazoa; Chordata; Mammalia; Carnivora; Hyaenidae
Gene: FER1L6
Product: fer-1 like family member 6
Exons: 40
Coding region: 1-5574 (1857 amino acids)
Biological process (GO): plasma membrane organization
Cellular component (GO): membrane
Source: RefSeq, a predicted model, not a curated record
AUGUUCGGGCUCAAGCUGAAGAAGAAGAAGAAGAAAGCAGAGAAGGGGUUAACCCUAGCCAAUAAGGCUGCCCAAGAUGGCCAAGGUGAAGCAGAAGCAUCACAGGAGGGGCCUUCUCACCAGGAAGGACUGAGAGGAGAUUUGAUUUAUGAUCAUGCAUCUGUCACCUCUGUCCCUUCAGCUCCUCCAAAGAGAAGAUCAAAACUGUUGACUAAGAUCCAUGAUGGGGAGAUCAGAUCCCAAAACUAUCAGAUUGCCAUCACCAUCACUGAGGCCCGCCAGCUGGUGGGUGAGAACAUUGAUCCAGUUGUGAUCAUUGAGGUUGGGGAUGAGAAGAAGCAGAGCACCGUGAAGGAAGGAACCAACAGCCCAUUUUACAAUGAAUACUUUGUCUUCGACUUCAUUGGACCCCAAGUGCAUGUUUUUGACAAGAUCAUCAAAAUCUCAGUCUUUCACCACAAGCUGAUAGGAAGCAUACUGAUCGGUUCCUUCAAAGUAGACCUGGGGACUGUGUACAACCAACCAGGUCAUCAGUUCUGUGACAAGUGGGCCCUGCUCACAGACCCCGGCGACAUCAGGACGGGCACGAAGGGGUACCUGAAGUGUGACAUCAGCAUGACCGGGAAAGGCGACGUCUUAAAGACCAACCCCAAGACCUCCGAUGCUGAGGAGCAAAUAGAAAAGAACCUUUUGAUCCCUAAAGGGUUUCCAUCAGAGAGGCCCUGGGCCAGAUUCUACGUGAGACUCUACAAAGCAGAAGGGUUGCCCAAAAUGAACUCCAGCAUCAUGGCGAAUGUCACCAAAGCAUUUGUGGGUGACAGUAAGGACCUUGUGGACCCCUUCGUGGAGGUCUCCUUUGCUGGGCAGAUGGGACGAACCACAGUGCAGAAGAACUGUGCCGAUCCUGUGUGGCACGAACAGGUGGUCUUCAAGGAAAUGUUCCCUCCUUUGUGUCGGAGGGUGAAAAUCCAGGUGUGGGAUGAAGGCAGCAUGAAUGAUGUAGCUCUGGCCACCCAUUUCAUUGACCUGAAGAAAAUCUCCAAUGAACAGGAUGGAGACAAAGGCUUUCUACCGACCUUUGGACCUGCCUGGAUUAACCUGUAUGGCUCACCCAGGAACCACAGUCUGAUGGAUGACUACCAGGAACUGAAUGAAGGCUUUGGAGAAGGCGUGUCAUUCAGGGGCAGGAUCUUGGUGGAAAUUGCUGUGGAGAUCCUCUCAGGAGGGGCACAGGAAUCUAAAUUUUCCAAGACACUCAAGGAGCUUAAGUUGUCUUCAAAGGACAAAGACUCCAAGUCUUCCAAAGGCUCCAGUAAAGACAAGGAUGAUAAGACUGAUGGUGGAAAAUCCCAGCAGGCUUCAGACAAGACCAACUCAACAGAGGUUGAGGUGGAACCUUUCGAUGUGCCCCCUGAGAUUAUACCAGAAAAAUAUGAGGAAUUUUUACUCUUUGGAGCAUUUUUUGAAGCUACCAUGAUUGACCGGAGGAUUGGAGACAAACCCAUUAGCUUUGAAGUUUCUAUUGGUAAUUUUGGGAACCUGCUUGAUGGAGGGUCCUCUCAUGGGAGUAAGAAGAAGUCAGCGGAAUCAGCUGAAGAAGAAGUCCUCCCACUGCUGCAUGAAGGAGAAGGGGGUGCAGCCCAUAAUGUUGCCAUCCCUACUGUCUCCACCACACACCCAGAGAAGCCACUCGUGACAGAAGGGAACAGGAAUUACAACUAUUUGCCUUUUGAGGCCAAGAAGCCCUGUGUCUACUUUAUCAGUUCUUGGGGAGACCAGACGUUUAGGCUGCACUGGUCCAACACGCUGGAGAAAAUGGCGGACCUGCUGGAAGAAAGUAUAGAAGAAGUGAGAGAAUUGAUUAAGAUUUCAGAGAAAGCACCGGAAGACAAAAUGAAGACGGCGCUCAGUGACUUCAUCAGUCAAAGCAGUGCCUUUAUCUCUGAAGCAGAAAAGAAGCCCAAGAUGUUGAACCAAACCACUUUAGAUAAGAAACGACUUACGCUCUAUUGGCAGGAGCUGGAAGCAAUGGCCAAGGAGGCCAAGGCAAUCAUUCAGCAGCAGAAGAAAAAAUUAUCUCUUGAUGAAAUGAUCCAUGAAGCCGAAAUCUUUGUGGAAAAAAUCCGCUUCCUCGUUGAUGAGCCACAGCACACCAUCCCUGAUGUCUUCAUCUGGAUGCUCAGCAACAACAGGAAAGUGGCAUAUGCCCGCAUCGCCUCCAAGGACCUGCUCUAUUCCCCUGUCAGUGAGCAGAUGGGCAAACACUGUGGGAAGAUCAAAACUCAUUUCCUCAAACUUCCUGGAAAACGGCCGGCUGGUUGGUCCGUGCAAGCAAAGGUCGACGUGUACCUGUGGCUGGGCUCCACCAGACACUCCAGUGCCAUUUUGGACAACUUGCCAGCAGGCUAUGAAGCGGAGAUGUCUUCCAAAGUGGCUGGAACCCCUCAACCCCCAACCAGCCUGCUCUACCCAGCCCGGCAUGUCUUUCAGCUGAGAGCGCACAUGUAUCAAGCCCGGGGCCUCAUCGCAGCGGACAGCAAUGGACUCUCAGACCCCUUUGCCAAAGUCACGUUCCUUUCCCACUGCCAGACCACAAAGGUCAUUUCCCAGACCCUCUCCCCAACCUGGAACCAGAUGCUGUUGUUCAAUGACUUGGUGCUGCAUGGAGACCAGAAGGAGCUGGUGGAGUCCCCGCCUUUGGUGGUGGUGGAGCUCUAUGACAGUGACGCGGUGGGGAAGCCAGAAUAUUUGGGGGCCACAGUGGCUGCUCCUGUUGUGAAGCUGGCUGACGAGGACUAUGAGCCACCCAGGCUGUGCUAUCACCCCAUCUUUUGUGGGAGCCUCUCUGGAGGGGACCUCCUUGCUGUAUUUGAACUGCUGCAGGUCCCUUCAUCUGGGCUGCAAGGACUUCCUCCCGUUGACCCACCAGAUGUCACCCACAUCUACCCAGUUCCUGCCAGCAUUCGGCCCGUGCUGAGCAAAUACCGAGUGGAGGUUCUCUUCUGGGGAGUCCGAGAAAUGAAGAAGGUGCAGCUGCUGUCGGUGGAUCGGCCGCAGGUCCUCAUCGAGUGUGGGGGCCGGGGAGUCAAGUCCUGUGUGAUCCAGAGCUACAAGAACAACCCAAACUUCAGCAUCCAGGCAGAUGCUUUCGAAGUGGAGCUGCCUGAGAAUGAGCUUCUGCACCCGCCCCUCAGCAUCUGCGUGGUGGACUGGAGAGCUUUCGGGAGGAGCACCCUGGUGGGCACCUACACCAUCAACUGCUUGAAGCAGUUUUUGUGUAAACCCAAGGAGCCCCUGGCCCCCCUGUCAGAGGUGGACGGAACCCAAGUUGAGCAAGACUCGCUAAUAACCACUGAGCCCUCCGGGUCCCUCAGCUCCUCCCAGGAGCCGCCAACGGAUCACAUCUACGUGGAUGUAGAGCCGCCUCCCACCGUGGUACCCGACUCUGCCCAAAUUCAGCCAACCAGCUUGGUUGACAUCCCUGACUCAUCUCCUAUGCUUGAGCCUGAACCCAAACCUGCAGAAGAGGAGCCACCAAAAGAUAGCAAAGCCAAGGAUGCCAGGAAACCUACCCGAAAGUCAACCAAAAGAAGAAGGAGAACCAUAGCGGAUGAAUCCGCUGAAAACGUCAUUGACUGGUGGUCCAAAUAUUAUGCCUCCCUGAAGAAAGCCCAGAAGGAAAAGCAGAGCAGUCCCAAGGAGAAGAGAGGCAAUGCAGGGGUGAAACCAGACGAGGUGGUGGUAAAUAUAGAAGAUGGGGCAAAAAAGAAGAAAGACAAAAUGCUCAAGAAGAAACUCAAAGAGGAUGAAAUCCCCAACCUAGCCAUCUUGCAGAUAUAUGACGGUGACCUUGAGAGUGAAUUCAACCAUUUUGAAGACUGGGUGAAAACCUUUGAACUCUUCAGAGGCAAGUCUACAGAGGAUGACCAUGGCCUCGAUGGGGACCGAGUCAUAGGGAAGUUUAAGGGCUCCUUCUGCAUCUACAAGAGCCCCAAGGAUUCCAGCACGGAGGACUGUGGGCAGCUGAGAAUCCAGCAAGGGGUUCCUCCCAACCACCCUGUCAAAGUCCUGAUCAGGGUGUACAUUGUUGCGGCAUUUAAUCUCAGCCCAGCUGAUCCGGACGGCAAAGCAGAUCCCUACAUUGUGAUCAGGCUUGGCCAAACGGAAAUCAAAGACCGGGACAAAUAUAUUCCCAAACAACUGAACCCGGUAUUUGGAAGGUCAUUUGAGAUCCAGGCCACGUUCCCAAAGGAGUCCCUGCUCUCCAUCCUUAUCUAUGACCAUGACAUGAUUGGGACAGAUGACCUCAUUGGUGAGACCCGGAUCGACCUGGAGAACCGCUUCUACAGCAGACACCGAGCCAUCUGUGGCUUGCAGAGCCAGUACGAGAUAGAAGGAUACAAUGCCUGGAGAGACACAUCCAAACCUACCGAGAUCCUCACAAAGCUCUGUAAAGACAAUAAACUGGAUGGACCCUACUUUCGCCCUGGGAAAAUACAGAUAGGAAAUCAGGUCUUUUCUGGAAGAACAGUCUUCACAGAGAAGGACACAGAUGAGACGGUGGAAUCUUAUGAGCACCUGGCCCUUAGGGUUUUACACUCUUGGGAGGAUAUACCAGAGGUUGGGUGUAGGCUGGUUCCUGAGCACAUAGAAACUCGGCCGCUGUACCACAAGGAUAAGCCAGGAAUGGAGCAGGGCCGCCUGCAGAUGUGGGUGGACAUGUUUCCCAAAGAUAUGCCUCAACCUGGACCUCCAGUUGACAUUUCGCCAAGGCAGCCGAAAGGGUAUGAAUUGAGAGUGACCAUCUGGAACACUGAAGAUGUCAUUUUAGAGGAUGAGAAUAUCUUCACAGGACAAAAGUCAAGCGAUAUUUAUGUUAAAGGGUGGAUAAAGUGUUUGGAAGAUGACAGGCAGGAGACAGACGUGCAUUACAACUCCUUGACUGGCGAGGGGAAUUUCAACUGGCGCUUCCUGUUUCCAUUUCAGUACCUCCCAGCUGAGAAGCAAAUGGUUAUUACUAAGAGGGAAAACAUCUUUUCCUUAGAGAAGAUGGAGUGUAAGACACCAGCCGUGUUGGUGCUUCAGGUUUGGGAUUUUGAAACGCUGUCCUCAGAUGACUUUCUGGGCUCCCUGGAAAUGAACCUCAACAGUUUCCCCCGAGCAGCCAAGACUGCCAAAGCCUGUGAUCUCGCCAAGUUUGAAAAUGCGAGUGAGGAGAGCAAGAUCUCCAUAUUCCAGCAAAAGCGCGUGCGGGGCUGGUGGCCUUUUGCUAAAAGCAAACAACUCACAGGCAAGGUUGAAGCCGAGUUCCACCUAGUUACGGCAGAAGAAGCUGAGAAAAAUCCUGUUGGAAAAGCCCGGAAGGAGCCAGAGCCCCUGGCCAAGCCCAACCGCCCAAACACCUCCUUCUCCUGGUUUGUGAGCCCCUUCAAGUGCCUGUACCACCUCAUCUGGAAGAAUUACAAAAAGUACAUCAUCAUCGGUUUCAUUCUGAUUGUCCUCAUCAUCUUCCUGGUCCUCUUCAUCUAUACCUUGCCUGGAGCCAUCAGCCGAAGGAUCGUCGUGGGCUCCUAGAGAAUCCUGGAGGACCCAGACCCUCCCAUUCUACUUAUCCUCUCUUCUUUCUCAUUUCUAAAUGUGUAAGAGCAUGUGCUCUGUGCAGGCACUGUGCUGGGUGCUGAGGGGAUGAACCUCAAGGGCCCAAGAACUAGUCCUUCUGUCUAAGGACAGAUCAACCCUUCUUGGAUGACAUGGGAAAGGAGCUUCCCCUCCCUGCCCCAAGCCCUGCCACCACCUUUGAAACCCACAAGCCUUAAGCCAUGUUCCCAGCAUGAAAUUAUGACUCCUUUGCCUCAGAGUAAUCAAUGGUGACCUCAAAUU